This is a messenger RNA of Atta colombica, 2458 nucleotides long. RefSeq names its product G-protein coupled receptor Mth2-like. Gene Ontology annotation, biological process: G protein-coupled receptor signaling pathway; cell surface receptor signaling pathway. The transcript is spliced from 7 exons. The record is from RefSeq and is a predicted model, not a curated record. Gene Ontology annotation, cellular component: membrane. Lineage: Eukaryota; Metazoa; Arthropoda; Insecta; Hymenoptera; Formicidae. Gene Ontology annotation, molecular function: G protein-coupled receptor activity. The coding region runs from base 1 to 2436 and encodes 811 amino acids.
AUGGGUGGCCGCUCCGUAAGUUUUAAUUUGGCGGUCCUCCUCGCUGCAUGUGGUCUGUUGAUAGCCGACGAUAUCGGCGAUGCUGCUGAUGGACUGAUCAACGAUCCGCGUUGUUCGCCAUCGUUCAGCGUGAUCCUCAGCUUGGAGAGCAGCGUUGACGGCGUUACGGCGUCGCGACUUUUGGAAAACGGCAGCUUUUUCUACGAUGGCAUCGUCUAUCCGGCCGAACUGCGCUGGACUGACGGCAAUGUCACUUAUGGUUGCAUUUGCAGAUUACGCAGUUGUAUCAGGAAAUGCUGCCGAGAUGAUGAGGUUCUCCGCAAUAAAUCGAACAAUUCCGAGAUAUGCCAGAAAAUGCCUCGGAACAAUACGGAGCUGAUAACCGAGAUGCCACAUUUACGUCUAUCGAGGAAGCAAAUGACCAAGGAGAUUCAACACAUUGAAAAUCUGAAGAACCAUUUCUACUUGGUGCAGAAUAACGUCUGUCCUCCUGGUCAGAAAUAUUACACUCUCAAUCCCGAUGACGACAGUGACGAACAGAUUAUUCUCCAGGCGAAUGGCAGCUUUGUAGAUACUACUGGGAAGAUCUCUCCAUUCUGGAAUUAUUGCAUUGAUUGGAAGAUGACCGUCGAUCGAAUUGGCGUCUUGGUUUGCUAUAUGUCGGAAGAGGAAGCAAAAGAUUUUCAUUAUCAUGUGGGCAUCAUAGUGUCCAUUCCAUUCCUCAUUGCCACUUUCUUGGUGUACGCAAUUACUCCAGAGUUGAGAAACCUCUACGGCAAGACGCUCAUGUGUUAUGUCAUCUGCUUAAUUAUCGCCUAUGUCUUCCUGAUCUUGGCCAACUAUAUUUACAUGUCUCCAAUACGCGUGUUAUGCUUCAGCACAGCCCUGUUCAUCGCGUUUCACGCGGUCUUGAUCGCGGCUGUCACUUUCGAAAGCGAUCAGGUAAAGCAAGAGCCAGAGGAAUCAAAAUGGAAGGAAAAUUUUAUCGUCCCUCAUGUUUAUCUGGAGAAAACGAUUGGCAUCGAUGGUGACAGCUCCGGGAAGCCCCGCAUGUCGCUAUGCUGUCGUGUCGGUACUUUCCUCAACGGAGACAAUUGCGUGGAGGCCACCAUGAACGGGACGGAAGCGGUACAAUUGCCAGUGAUCUACGAAAUGGAUCUUAUAUUGGCGAAUGUCACUGCAAGUGACAAAUAUUUUGAUUUUAUAAUAUGGAAUCCAUGUGUUGGUAUGAAACGAUAUUCUUUGAAUCCGCGUGUAUACAAGGACGACGAAUGGUACCUACUGUCUAAUGGCUCCAUAAUACUACCUCUGUCUGAAGAACCGGAGGAACGUCUCCUCGAUUAUUAUCAGUACUGCCUAGCGCGGGUGGAAAGUUAUGAGUAUCCGGAAUAUAUGGUAUUCUUCUGCGACGAAGCGAUCGAAGACGACGACGGGAUCAUAUAUUCCUACGGGAUGCUCGCAUCCGUCCCGUUCCUGGUCAUCACAUAUGUUAUCUACUGGUUACUGCCCGAGCUGAGGAAUCUGCAUGGUCUGACAUUACGCGGAUACGUCGGCUGUCUAGCGAUGGCGUACAGCAUAUUGGGGGUGUUGCAACUGACACCACAGGAACAAAUCCCAAACGACAUCUGCAUCACAAUCGCUUUCAUCAUCCACUUCUCGUUUUUGGCAAGCUUCUUCUGGCUAAAUGUGAUGUGCUUCGACAUUUGGUGGACAUUCGGAGGAUUCCGUUCGUUACAAGGAAGCGUAAAACAACGAGAGAGAAAAAAAUUCAUUAUAUAUUCGAUUUACGCGUGGGGAAGCGCUUCUCUUCUUAGUAUCUUUUGUGCCAUCAUGGAUUUCGUUCCCAGCGUGCCAAAGGAAUUGAUUCGACCGGAAAUUGGUGUCACAAAAUGCUGGUUCAAUACGGACGAGGCGAGGGCGUUAUAUUUUUAUGGACCCAUGAGUGUCACUGUCAUCUGCAAUAUUUGUUUGUUUAUCUCUACAGCAUUAAAAAUUGUGCGUCACAAGAAGGACACAGCUCAUCAUUUGAGAGGCUCGGAAAGCAGACGCCACGAUGACAAUAAACAGUGGUUCAAUCUGUAUCUGAAAUUAUUCAUCGUGAUGGGCAUAAACUGGUCCAUGGAAAUAAUAUCAUGGCUAUUCAAGAGCGCGCCGCCAUAUAUUUGGUAUCUCACCGAUCUGACAAAUACCCUGCAAGGUCUCAUUAUCUUCAUUAUAUUCGUAUGGAAGAAGAAAAUCAAGAGGUUGCUGUUAAAGCGUUUCGGUUAUCAGGCUCGCGAUUUCUUCUCCAGAAAUUCAACACGCAGUGGCAAUCACAGUUCAGCUUCGCGUACCUGCACUACUACAUCAGGCAUAAUGUCUCUACAGGAGAAGGUCAAUCCUUAUGUGCAAACAAAUUGCCGCGCGAAAAGUUCAUCCGAUGAGGUUGAUUCUUGAAUGUUGCAAUGUAAGAGAAAGA